AUGGACAGAUAUGACCAUUUGACUGCCUUUGCAGGCAGAGCAACAGGAAAAAUUGUACACCCAGAAGGACAGAUGCCUGUGAAGGAUGCAGACAACAGAGACCCAGGGCUAGUCAAUGUCAGUAGGCUGCCUACAGGGAUUUCAAGACCAAUCUUCAAGGCGAGUCCCAUAUAUCAGAACAGUAAGCAUCCAUCCCCUUCUCAAGCAUCGCAGUUCCAAGGAUUUCAACAGCUUAACAAAAUCACACCAAACCAUUCAUCUACAGACAUAAAAACAUUUAACUUUCAAUUAUCUAAUAUGAGUAAUGAUAGCCAACAAGAGAAAAUUGGGAAUCCCCAACCAAAUAUGUCAAACUCCCGCGCACAAUUCAACUGCCUACAAUCAAUUCAAGACAAAAUGACAGUGAGUAGAGCUGGCAGCUCUGUUCAGAUGACUCCAGAGAAAAUGACAGAAGCAGAAGAGAAAUCCCGCAAUGCAUGGAAGAAUAUUAAAAAAUCCUAUGCACAGAAAAAAAAGCCAGCACAAAAAGUACCUCAUUUUGUUCCUGAUCAAGCACCCGAGGGGAAAAGAACAACCCCCCACAAUCCUGCACAUGCCAUCCGAAAGUCAAGGAUGAUCUAUGGUGUCCAUAUGAGGUCAUUUAGGGAUCGGGUAAUUCAUUUACUGGCACUGAAAGACUACAAGAAAUCGGAACUUCUCGUUCAACUGCAAAAGGACGGUAUCAAAAUAAAUGACACCAGUUUUCUUGGAAAAAUUCUUCUGCAGGUGGCUAAUUUGAAUGCCACUACUUUGUCUUAUACUUUAAAAGAUAGUAUCUUCAAAGAGGUCCAGAGAGAUUGGCCCGGUUAUAAUAAGGAAGACAAGCAGUCACUGGAUUUGGUGCUUUCCAGGAAACUGCAUCCAUUUCACAAUGCCACCAAGGCCACCUAUAGCAAAGAAGCAUCUGUAGUUUCUAAAACAGAUGAUACAUCAUCCUCAAAGGAUCACUUUCUCCAUUUAUCUGGUAUUGACACUUUAAUUAAAAAUAAAGGAGGACUCUGUUCCCCUAAAUCUGCUGUGUCAUUAGCAUCGAAAAGCCAUGGAAACAGUGAGAAGUCAGUGAAUCUGCAGUGUUCUGCAGCUACUACCAAAUAUAUCCCUUUGCCACUGCCUACCUCUCACCUGCCAAUUUCGAAUUCACCACAGCUCAGGAAAUCCAAUCGUAAUGUUCACAGUGCUCCACAAAGAUCUGAGAGUAGACACCCAUGUGACAGGGUCCACCAUGAUGGCAGCACGGUUGAAAAGGAAAUGAAUAAAUGCACAUCUUCAGAAACCUCAUCCUGUACUUCUGCUCAAAAAAAGCAUUCAAAGCCAAUAGAUAUGAUGCAGCAUUUCAUGCCUGAGAAGUUCAAAUGUGCAUUUGCAAAGCGAAAAACAACCAUCCCAAUUUACAUUACCAGCAUGAAGGAGAAACCGAAGAUUGAUUUUAAUAAACAAGAUGAAACUAUGAAGUCAAAUUCCAACAAAGAAAUUAAAAUGGCUUUUGCUGAUUCUGGAAGGCUCGGCACUACAUCUGGAACUCCAGAGUAUUUGUCUAAUUAUACCGUUAUAGUUUCCUCUGACCAACGUCAGUGUUAUGAGAAGGAAUUCUGGGCAGAUUAUAGUGAAUAUCAGGCCAUGUAUGACAAGAUACAGAUUUCAUGUACACCAAUCAUUGACCUAGAUUCAGAAAGGAAGGGAUUUUCCCCAGGAUCAAAAGAAUACCAAGAUAUUACUAAAAAAAUCUCAGUAGAAUAUCAGAAAUUGCGUCAGCUUAAUCCUAAAUUUUGUAAAGAAAAAAAUAGAUGUGUGUUUCUUUACAACAAGCUGGUUCACAUUAAAAAAUUAAUAAAUGAUUUUGACCAGCAAGGAAUAAAGUCAACACAGUAA
Molecule: messenger RNA, 1908 nt
Organism: Mus pahari (shrew mouse)
Lineage: Eukaryota; Metazoa; Chordata; Mammalia; Rodentia; Muridae
Product: RNA polymerase II elongation factor ELL2-like
Exons: 2
Coding region: 1-1908 (635 amino acids)
Biological process (GO): positive regulation of transcription elongation by RNA polymerase II; snRNA transcription by RNA polymerase II; transcription elongation by RNA polymerase II
Cellular component (GO): transcription elongation factor complex
Molecular function (GO): cis-regulatory region sequence-specific DNA binding
Source: RefSeq, a predicted model, not a curated record